Physcomitrium patens is the source of this 2661-nucleotide messenger RNA. RefSeq lists its product as uncharacterized. The record is from RefSeq and is a predicted model, not a curated record. NCBI's taxonomy places the organism in Eukaryota, Viridiplantae, Streptophyta, Bryopsida, Funariales, Funariaceae. Gene Ontology annotation, cellular component: cytoplasm.
UAAUCCACAGCUGCUAUUGCAGUGCCACCACCCAAAUCCCCACCGCCCCCGCACGAGUGGGAAUCCUGCAACUGGGUCCGUUUCCUUUUUUAAAAAAUUUACUGGGUCCGACCUCUUCGCAGAGCCGUUGCGUCACGCGCGGUUUUUUAUGGUAGAGAGAAACGACGCUAGGUCGUUCCUCUUCCUCGCCCCCUCUCCCGGUGCAUCAUAUUUGUCGAUUGUUUCCGUUGCACUCCUAGCUUACAAUUCUGUCAUCCUGUAGUCGAUGUCCCUCGAGCUGCCAUCCAGAAAGCUCUUCAGUCUUAUACUCGACCUGUUCGGAUUGCUGUCGACGCAUCUCGUUACGAUUGAGCCGUGCCUGCGGUGUCCCGGGCACUUGUGUCAUCUUUUUUCAGGUCUCUCUAGAGAACCUUCCUCGUGAACGCGUAAUGUCUCAAGGUUGAUAGUGUGGGGGUGUCAGCUUUUUCGUCCCUGGGAGCAUCGUUUGGAGCGUCAGCUGUGACUUCCUGUCGAGAUCCUUGGUAACCACUUUUAAUUGUUUUCGAAGUUUUGGUUGGUCAGCGGAUUUGCUCCCUCGAGGCGUCUGGUAGUGGUCCUUAUUGGGAGCCAGGAAUUUUUACGGAUGUUUCUAGAUGUGUGAAAGUCAAGAACAGGAUCAAAAGAAUUGAAACGGACAUUCCCAAUGUCAAGUUACAGCACAAUGCUUCAUCUUUCUCUCGUGCAUCGAUUCCCGACUACGUCGAUUCCAUGCAUACUCGAUGUGUGUAACGCUAAGUGGGCUUGACGACGUAGUUGGUUCAUGUAUUGUAGAAAAAUUGCUCUGCUGAUCUCGCUUGUCACACAUUGGAUGCAGUUCUGCAGGGCACUCCUCUUUGAGUAAACUAGAUCUAGGAUCUGUAGCAUAUGAAGAGUUGCGAUCGAACGAAUUGAGGGGCGCAAGUGUUAGGAAGGUCUAGGAGCGCAGUGGGCAGAUACAGAAGUUGUGGGGGAAGAUAGUGGAUACGAGAUGUGGGAGAUUUUAAGUUUCUCCAUACCCGCUGCACUCCUAAUACCUAUGCUAGGAGCUAUGUUCGCAGCGUGGUUCUUUUUGCAACAGAAUGCGAAGUCUAGCGAUAUUCGCAGGGCUGAACUCCAGCGACUCCAGCGUAAGGCAAUCGAGGAGCUCGAAAGGGCUGAAAGAGAGUUGGAAAACGACCACGCGCUUAACACAUGGGAUGGAUCACGUGGCAGAGGAGGAAAUUUCCGUACUAGAGGAGUACCAGGAUAUGGAUAUGCCGACAGGACUGAAAGAGAGUCGGAAAACGAUAAUGGGCGUAACAAGCAGGAUGAAUCUCGUGGCGAAGGAGUGAAUCGCAGUGCCACAGGAGCACCAGGGCAUGAGUACGGAAAGGACCGCGUUGGUUUUGGUGAUGUUGGAGGAUGGAGAGAUCUUGAGGUCGAUACUCCCAAAACUAAGCGAGCUGAAGUCAUGGAGUAUCGCAGGAGUAUCGUAGGAAACAACGAUGCACCUGAAACGGAGUUCAACCGUAGAAGUAAAGCCGAAAGUGAAGAUUACAUUGACAAGAAACACGAUGAGGUGAGAAGAGUAAAGGAUAAGCAGGAAUGGGAGAAGAGAAGGCCGGAUCUUGAAACUCAGGCAAGGAGAGAGGCGGAGGAAGAACGGAAGAGACAAUCAGCGGCAUCUGAAAAUGAGAAACGAAGGAGGUGGGUAAAUGAAGAUACCCAGGAGUCUGUGAGACAAACGCAAUCUUCGUCGACACCGAGAUGUGCCGUCUGUCAGAAGCCUACAAGAAGACGAUGCGCACGGUGCAAAGUUAGCAGUUACUGCUCUCGGGAAUGCCAAGUGAAGCACUGGAUCGAUGGGCACAAGUAUGAGUGUCAUGUGGCUGACACUAGCAUCAGCCCAAGAAGCUUCGGCGGCGACGACACUUUCUGAUUCAAUAUUCUCAGUAGCCGCACCAGCAACAUUUGUGAAUUUUAGGAAAGCGUAUCGAGAAGCGUUGCUGGGGUCCGAGGCGCAUCUUGCACGGAUUUCACAGCUUCACGUCCCCACUAACUUCUAAAAGCCUCCUCCUGUUAUUUGGUUGCAUUUAAACAAGAGCUAGGGCUAAGUGCAAGCUAGAGAGAUUAGCCUGUUGGCCUCUCGCUUCGAAGGAAAAAAGCAUCAACCGAUCCGCAUUGUACCUUCUACCAGAUAGUCCUCCCCAAAAGCAAUGGCUCAAAGUUCUUGAUGAUGAUCCGUUACUCCAGCGUAGUACAAGACGCAGAAAUUGCCCAUUGGACUUCAUGAAGCUGAACUGCACAGUCUCUCCUUUCGGUGCCAGACUGUCAGCCAGUUGGGACAUCGAUUCGGCACCGAAGGAGUUACUGAUUCUUGUCAUUGAAUUAGACAAUGUGAUUCAAGUACCCACAACCCCGAAACCAAACAUCAGUAAAAAGUGCGGUCAGAGGUAUUUCGGAGUGUAUAGGAUUGCGUUAAUCAGAAUCCUGUAAUAUAUCACUGAGGCGAUGUAGGUUCUGCGUCCGAACAGUUUUCAGCAGAUCUUCUCAUGACAUUCGAAUUCAACCGAAGAGUAGUGUUGGAUUGCUUGUAGUAUAUUUCCAUGGUCUACCAUCACUCAAUUGGGAUCAAUUAAGAACCUUUGUUUUGUGUCUUUUCCA